AGAAAGAGAGAAAAAAGGUAAACAAAACAAAGGUUGCCGUUCCCCGUAGCCAGCAGGGACGGUUCGUUUUAUCGAUUUUUGGUUUCCAUAUCUCUGGUGCGAGUUAGUACAAGGGAGGAGUGAAAAAAGCCCUUCCCGUUUCUUGGUGAAAACGUGGCCAUGAGUGACGGAAGCGGUGGUGGCAGUGUGCGACAGCGCAAGAAAAGCUCCGGCGAUGGCACCGGUACCAGGGCACGCAAAUCAAAAGCAACGGGCAGCACCGCUUCCGGCAGCACGCCGAGUGCCGCCCAGCAGCACCAGAUGUGGGCCCGGAUCGUACUGAUGGUGGGCAUCGCGGCCAUCGUGUACUUUACCACGUUCCGCACGCGGGAGAAAAAGUUUGCCACCCAGCGGGAGGUGCUCGAGCUGCGCACCCAGCCGCUCGACUGCUCCCGCCCCUAUCUGGAGGAAAUAUCCAAGUUUGCCGGCUGCAUCCCGAAACGGUGCGGCCGGUUCGUGAGCGACAAGAUCGUUUCGCCGGCCGAGGCCGGCAUACUGCUCGAUCUCGCCCGGGCCGGCUUCGCCCUCGGCCAGUCGGCGGGCGGCGCCUCCAUACUGGACCUGCACUCGGGCGCCCUCUCCAAGGGGACGCAGUUCGUGAACGUGUACCGGUUGCCGGAAGCGAAGCAGCUCUUCACCAGCCAACAUAUCAACGUGUACCGGCACGUCAAGGCGAAGGUGCAGCAGGCGGUGGCGGAAAACUUCCGCCUUAGCGCGGACGCACUGCACCUCACCCAUCCGACCUUCUUCUCCCGGCUGACGAACGCGACCGCCAAAACGAUCCACGACGAGUACUGGCACGAGCACGUAGACAAGGAAACGUACAACUCGUUCCACUACACCACGCUGCUGUACCUGACAGACUAUGGGAAGGAUUUUACCGGAGGUCGGUUCGUGUUUAUCGACAACGAGGGUAAGCACAACCGGACGCACGUGUACAUCGAGCCGAAGCGGGCCCGGGUCAGUGGGUUCACGUCCGGCGCCGAAAAUAUGCACCACGUGGAGCAGGUGACGGGUGGGGUGCGGUACGCGAUCACCAUUUCGUUCACGUGCGACCGGGAGUACGCAAUGGCCGAUCCGAAGUUUGCGCUGGACGACGAUGAGGACGAUCAGAACGCGGAGGAGAGAUCGGCCGAACCGUGAGAUAGGGCGGACACGGUGCUAGUGAUCCGUACGCUGGAGGAGUUUAGUGCGUAGACGACUGCUUACAUUCCAUGUUGCGUUCCAGUGUUCCUUAUGUUCCUUCUUCCUACGUUACAGAGAGACGCUGUUUUGUUUUUUUUAGUUUUAACCAAAAUGGAAGCUGUAUUAUAGUAUUGCUAUGAUUUAAAGUAUUGCGAAAAAAACAGUAUUGAGAUGUUGCUUCACAUUUCACCGCUUUAAUUUGUAAUCGCAUAAUCCUCCAAGCCAUCAGCCACUGCACUGUUGUAGCCACACACCGUUCAAUCGCCCUUCUCCGCGCAAAAGCAAACAGCAAUACGAACAAAGAUAGUUUUAACUUCAACAUCUACUACCACCGUCUAGCAGCACGUGGCAUUGCCAUAGCAACCAAAUGAAAGGGGAAGCGAGCGAUCAAAGGCCUACUCGAUAGGCGUAAGUUUAAAUGUGCAUUUUUGAAAAUGACACAAAAGUAGCAGCGAGCCACGUGGGUGUGUGUAAAAUAAACAGUACAUUUAGCGUGUGAGUUAUGCUUCCGGUGAGUUCAAA
This is a messenger RNA of Anopheles gambiae (African malaria mosquito), 1746 nucleotides long. Its product is annotated as 2-oxoglutarate and iron-dependent oxygenase domain-containing protein 3. Lineage: Eukaryota; Metazoa; Arthropoda; Insecta; Diptera; Culicidae. The record is from RefSeq and is a predicted model, not a curated record. The coding region runs from base 160 to 1182 and encodes 340 amino acids. The transcript is spliced from 2 exons. Gene Ontology annotation, molecular function: iron ion binding; L-ascorbic acid binding; oxidoreductase activity, acting on paired donors, with incorporation or reduction of molecular oxygen. Gene Ontology annotation, cellular component: membrane.